This is a messenger RNA of Neolamprologus brichardi, 11495 nucleotides long. The record is from RefSeq and is a predicted model, not a curated record. Lineage: Eukaryota; Metazoa; Chordata; Actinopteri; Cichliformes; Cichlidae.
UUAUUCAAGUGUCAUCUCUGUUGUAUCAGCAAAAACAGACAUGUCCUCUUUAUUAAAAGGCAAGUUACUCUUAAUCAAUCUUCUAAGGUACAUUAGUCUUUGUGUGCAUGUGCUCACAUGAGGUUCACAGCUGUUUCUAUCUUUUUUACAACUUGAAGCUUAGAUGAGAAAGGACGGAUGUUUUUAUGUUGGAUUGUGAAAGUGCCAUCUUCAGUAUACUGACUGUAAACUGUGCAUGUGAUUGUGGGACUCUUAUCGUUGCUCUGGAGCUGUAAAGUGUGUUUUCAGGGCUGAACUCUGCUCUUCCCUGUGUAGAAUUAUCACUGAAUAAAACUACUUUGGGAGAAGCUUUUAAUGGUUCCUCCUGUUUGAGAUAUUGUUUUGUUUGGAGACCUGACAGCUACUUCAGAGAAUUUGCCUGCAUGCUUUGCACGUUACAGGCUGCGGUGAUCAGCUGACCUGAACUCUCACACAUACGCGCAGCACUCAGAAGUUACAUUCAUCACUGAACUGACGGAGCGAAUUGUUUGCAUGUGAAUUCCCAAGUUUAGCUCUGAGAUUUUAUUUUUUUUGCUCGCCUGAAACAUCAGACUUAUAAAGCUUGCCAUUGUUUUUUAUUCAUAUUUUUUUGAACGUUGUAAAGUUUGAUGAUUUCCCAGUAUGCAUUGUGUUUAGCUACUUAUCUUUUUACAGAGUAAAAAAAAUGAGUCAUAGAUCAAAGGUGAUGUAGUUAAGGUGAAGCUCCAAUAAAUGAAUGAGGUAAGACUGUCUAUGGAGUGAAGAAUUCAUGCAAUAGGAGAAGAAUCCAUUGAGAAGCACAGCGUUUCAAUUUCAAAUAGGUCCUGCUUAAUACUGACCCACCAGACUUUUGGAGGGGUGCCAGUUUGUGAACGUAGCAAAUGCCCAGCAGCAUCUGCUGAUGAUGCAUUACCCCUCUGUCUCACAACCCCCCUUCACAGGAUGUGAAGUGGUAGAUGCCUGUUACAUGAUAUGAAGCAUGUUGAGCACAGGGAGCACGGUGAGUGUUUGGGAUACGGAACGCAAUCGCAGUGAGAAGGGAAAACACAAAGUCAGCUGGUAUUAGAUGUCAUAUACCUGCAACAGUCGAGGCUGUCAGCACCUGACCUGGAUCACACACUGUGUGCCGUUCAGGAUCCUCCCUGGAUUACUUUUUGUUUGAGGACAGAGGAGGACAACGUGUCCUCCCUGCUAGUGUGUUUAUGCCGCAGCUGCCUGCAGAUGUGCCUGUGCAGAGGAAGUUUGGACCUAAGGAGAGUACUUGUCAAGACUGCUCCAGAGGUCACCACCUCUUGAACUUUGAUAGCCAUCGGUUCUGCUCAUCAAGUCUUCAGAAGCCUCCUUUACAUCUCCCUCUUUGGCAUGAUUUGGACACAAUGUCGGAUUCUAGUUUGUGGACAGUUCUGUCCAACUUUAACAUGCCACAUUUCUUCAGUGGAGCUCGCCUGCGUCGGUCCCAAAGCUGCAGAACGAGCAACAGAAAAAGCCUGAUAGGAAGUGGCCAGUCUUCAGGUUUACCACGACCCCAUUCCCCUCUCUCAUCUCUCACAGGAACAAGCCCACAAGACAGUCCUAGAAACUUCUCUCCUAGUGCCUCUGCUCAUUUCUCGUUUGCACGAAGUCAUUGCCACAGAGCAGACAGGACUGAUGGUCGUCGCUGGUCACUGGCCUCCCUUCCCUCCUCUGGAUAUGGAACCAACACACCGAGCUCCACUGUCUCUUCAUCCUGUUCAUCACAGGAGAAGCUGCAUCAGCUGCCCUUCCAACCUACGCCUGAUGAACUGCACUUCCUCUCCAAACACUUCUGCACUGAGAGUAUCUCGGGGGAUGAAUGCCGCAGAGCGACGGCAAUGCGACCCCGGUCACGCAGUCUCAGCCCUGGAAGAUCUCCGUCCUGUUACGAUCACGAAAUUAUAAUGAUGAAUCACGUCUACAAGGAGCGGUUUCCUAAAGCCACAGCUCAGAUGGAGGAAAGGAUUCAGGAGAUCAUCCGCAGCAACUCUCCUGAGACCGUCCUCCCCUUGGCAGAUGGCGUGCUUGGCUUCGCCCAUCACCAGAUAAUUGAACUGGCCCGCGACUGCCUGGAAAAGAGUCGGCUGGGACUCAUCACCUCCAGCUACUUCUGCGAACUCACCGACAAGCUGGAGAGGCUUGUACAAGAGUCCACAGAGAGGUCAGAAAGCGAGGAGGUAAACUUCAUCAGAGAGCUGGUAAAGAAGAUCCUUAUAGUGAUAGCUCGACCUGCUCGGCUGCUGGAAUGUCUGGAGUUUGACCCAGAGGAAUUUUACCACCUUCUGGAAGCUGCUGAAGGACACGCUAAAGAAGGCCAGGGCAUCAAAACAGACAUCCCUCGUUACAUCAUCAGCCAGCUGGGACUCACACGAGAUCCUCUUGAAGAAAUCGCUCAGCUGACCAGCAGUGACAGCGGAAUUGCAGAAACUCCAGAAACAGAUGACUCUCGUUUAUCUCGCUCUCGUCCUCAGUCUCAGAGUUUCAGCACGGCCUUGCGGUCCCGGCGGAAACCCUGUGAGCUGGACUUUGAAAUGAUAAAACUCAUCAGCAAUGGUGCCUAUGGAGCUGUUUAUCUGGUGCGGCACAAGGAAACUAAGCAGAGGUUUGCCAUGAAAAAGAUCAACAAACAGAAUCUGAUGUUAAGGAAUCAGAUACAGCAGGCCUUUGUGGAGAGGGAUAUCCUCACCUUUGCUGAAAACCCUUUUGUUGUGUCCAUGUAUUGCUCCUUUGAAACACGGAGGCACCUGUGCAUGGUUAUGGAAUAUGUUGAAGGAGGAGACUGUGCCACCCUGCUGAAGAACAUGGGUCCCCUACCUGUGGACAUGGCUAGGAUGUACUUUGCAGAGACAGUACUGGCUUUGGAGUAUCUACACAACUAUGGCAUUGUUCACAGGGACCUCAAACCUGACAAUCUGCUGGUGACCUCAAUGGGGCACAUUAAGCUGACAGAUUUUGGUCUUUCCAAAGUCGGGCUGAUGAACAUGACCACCAACCUGUACGAGGGACACAUAGAGAAGGAUGCCAGGGAGUUCUCUGAUAAGCAGGUAUGCGGCACCCCAGAGUAUAUCGCUCCAGAGGUGAUCCUGAGACAAGGCUAUGGGAAGCCAGUGGACUGGUGGGCUAUGGGCAUCAUCCUGUAUGAGUUUCUUGUGGGCUGUGUGCCUUUUUUUGGAGACACACCGGAAGAGCUUUUUGGACAGGUCAUCAGUGAUGAGAUCAACUGGCCAGAUGGGGAUGAGGCUCCACCUCCUGACGCUCAGGAGCUCAUCACCUUGCUGCUGAGACAGAAUCCCCUGGAAAGGCUGGGCACAGGUGGAGCGGCCGAAGUGAAGCAGCAUCAGUUUUUUCACAACCUAGACUGGAACGGCCUGUUGAGACAGAAGGCUGAGUUCAUCCCUCAGCUGGAGUCCGAGGACGACACGAGUUACUUUGACACUCGCUCUGAGAGAUACCAUCAUCUGGAGACAGAGGAAGAGGACACAAAUGAUGAAGACUUCAAUGUGGACCUGCGGCAGUUUUCCUCUUGUUCUCACAGAUUCUCUAAGGUUUACAGCAGUCUGGAUUUGUCCCGUGGGCAUCUGGAGGAGAAGGGAGAGACUGAGGAGAAGAAGACCGAGAGCCCGCUGACUGUGGACUCUCUCAGCUGGACGCCAGACUUCGCUGAAGCACCCUCGCUGUCCCACUCGACAGACACAGACAGGAUGAAUCAGGGUCCUUGCCCCAGUUUGCUACCAAAGUUUGCCAUCUCAGCUGAAAGCGAAGGGGAUGAAACAUCAGGCAUCGGCGAUCCCAGCAAAGCCUCGUUCUCCAUCGGGGAGUUUCCCCAGGACGAGCCUGAAGCUGCCACUCCGGGCAGCACGCACAGCGGGGCCACGCUCUCUGGGAGUUUCUCAGAACAUUUGGACCAGCUGACACCCAGGGGAGAGGGUGUGGAGAGCCCUGACAGCACCAGUCACACCUCUGCUGACCACGUACCUCCGUCGACCUCUCUGCGACCUGAGAGUGCUGUAGAGAAGAGCGGAGCCGUGCCAAAAGUCCCAAAGUCUGUGUCAACUGGUGCCCUUUCCCUUAUGAUCCCUGGAGAUGUCUUUGGAGCAUCUCCGCUGGCCAGUCCCCUUUCUCCUUACUCCCUCUCCUCAGACCCUUCCUCAAGAGACUCCUCUCCGAGCCGAGACUCCUCCCUCUGUCCCUCCAACCCACGGCAGCCCGUCGUGAUCCACAGUUCUGGGAAGAAGUUUGGUUUCACGCUGAGGGCAAUCCGGGUGUACGCUUGUGACAGUGACAUCUACACAGUCUAUCACAUGGUCUGGAACGUAGAAGAUGGUGGGCCUGCACAUAAAGCAGGACUCAAAGCUGGAGACCUCAUUACUCAUGUGAACGGAGAACCGGUUCACGGUCUUGUCCAUACCGAAGUGGUGGAGCUCCUGCUCAAGAGUGGCAGCAAAGUGGCCAUCUCUACAACCCCCUUUGAAAAUACUUCAAUAAAAACUGGUCCUGCCAGAAGGAACAGCUACAGGAGCAAGAUGGUCCGAUGUGGCAAAAAGCCCAAGAAGGAGAAGACCCCAGAAAGGCGCCGCUCCCUUUUCAGACGCUUUGCCAUGCAGCCUUCUCCUCUUCUGCAUACGAGCCGCAGCUUUUCCUCCCUGAACCACUCGCUGUCAUCUGGUGAGAGUCUCCCCGGCUCCCCUACCCACAGUCUCUCCCCUCGUUCCCCUACUGCCGCCUUCCGCCCUGCACCAGAUUUCACCCAGUCAGGUGGCAACUCAUCCCAGAGCAGCUCUCCCAGCUCCAGUGCUCCCAACUCCCCUGCUGGCUCAGGCCACAUUCGGCCCAGCACCCUGCAUGGCCUCGGCCCCAAACUGCCAGGUCAGAGGCUUCGUCAGGGUCGACGCAAGUCUGCCGGUAGCAUUCCCCUCUCUCCACUGGCUCGCACGCCUUCACCUACCCCCCAGCCAACAUCUCCCCAGCGCUCACCCCCUCCCCUUCUCAGUGGACACUCUGUCGCCAUUUCCAAAACAACCCAGGCUUUUCCAGCCAAGAUUCAUUCCCCACCCACAAUUGUGAGACACAUUGUCCGCCCCAAGAGUGCUGAACCGCCUCGCUCACCUCUCCUAAAGCGUGUUCAGUCUGAAGAAAAGCUGUCUCCUUCUUACACAGGGGAAAAGAAACACCUGUGCCCAAGAAAACGCAGCUUAGAAGUGACCCAAGAAGAGGUGCAGGACGAGGACGUGAGGACAGUAGAGCGCGAUUUCACCGGCCUGCAGAGUGUGGAUGAAGCAGCCUGUGAGCCACUGACAAUCACUCGCUUACGGCCUGUCGAGCAGGGCUGCCUAAAAAGGCCAAUCAGCCGUAAGAUGGGCCGGCAGGAGUCUAUAGAAGAGCUCGACAAGGAAAAACUGAAGUCCAAGAUGGUUGUGAAACGACAGGAGUGGUCAGAGAGGAGGGAGUCUCUACAGAAGCAAGAUGCUCUGCAUGAGUCCGAUUCAUCGGCACCGUGUGCUUAUGAUGGGGACGAAGGCUUUCUGGUCCGAAGCCAAAACAAAGUGCAGAGCAGCCCGGAGUCUGGAACGCUGGAGGCUAAAGCUGCUAGUUCAACUCUUAAAGACGUUCUGUAUAAAAAGCUGAGCACACGUGUCAGUGAAGGCAUCACUGAGCCUUCUGGUGGCAGUGAAAGUGAUGGAGCGCUGCGAUCGGCUCUGUGUUCUGGUCACCCAGAAUGGCAGCACUCUCGACAGGGUAAAGACGGCAUGAAGCCAGACAGACUGGACUUCAAAGCUCCCAGUAUCGAGUUCACCAGGAAGAGGUUGUCAUUCGAAGAACGAGAAGACUGCAUGUGUCGGUUGACUUCGACCCUCCAUGAGAACCUCCACUUUGGUUCUACGAGAUCGAAGAGCCUUCAGCUGGACACGGCCAUGCCUCACGACCACAUGAAGACCGGACUGGGAAGUGUCCACUCGAGCCCUGAAGGUCUGGCCCCUAAGCUUUUCUCUGGCAGAGGAGAGAGCGCUGUGGAGAAACUCCAUCUUAUCUCUUCUGCAGAGUCUCCGCUUAGAAAAACAUCAUCUGAAUAUAAACUUGAAGGACGCCACGUCUCUUCUCUAAAGCCUCUUGAGGGCACCCUGGACAUUGGUCUGCUCUCUGGACCCAGAGUUUCUAAAACAGAAACUUGUUUGUCCAAGAUGGCAGAGAACACAAGUGACACAGUUUCUGUAAACCCACCAAUACGACUUCAGAGCCCUACUGAAAGGCAAAUAACCAUCCCCCAAACAAAAACCACAGACAAGAUGAAGAGCCCCCUAACUUGUUCUCUAAGCCCUGAAGCCGUUUGUUCUCUAAACAGCAUUGUUGUCUCCAAGGAGCAAUCAAAUAAUCCAGCAACAGAAAUGAAAGUCAAUGCAAGUGGUGAGAAAACACAGGAUAGACAAGGCGAGUCAUUGAAGGCCUCAAACAGCAAAGCAGAUCCCUCAACUUUUAGUGUUAAACAAGAAGGAAGGACCGGUAUGAAAGCCAGCCAUGAGCACAGAGGCCCUCGACACAGCUCCCACUUCUCCUCCUGUGGAAAAACACCCUCCAUACGGGAAGUGAGCAACGAAGAUCAGGAGGAUGAGGUGGAGCAGCAGGAAGAGAUACCAGACACUACAUCACAAAAUGCUGACAGCUCCAAGACAGCAGUCUCUUUGAUAGACUUAAAAACUUCCCCUCCAUUUACAACACUGGAGGCUCGAGCUGCUAGUAAACCUCUGACUGGGCCACUGAAGCAGAGUGCCGACUCAGUUUUGGAUACAGGUCAACUUCAGAGCUGUGAGAAGAGAAAAACUGCAGCACAGAGCUCAGACACAACCUCACAACCCGCUUCUGAGGCGAAUGUGCAGACCAACUCUGCAUCGGUACAUGUUCCAGCGAAUGUGCCAAACAUUUGUUCCUCAAAUACAGAACCAGGAGUUUCUGUCUCAGCAUCAGCAUUUGGAGCAUUACCUGACAGUAAAUCAGAGCACAGUGAAACAUCUGUCAGCUCAUCUGUGAAGCUGGUUGGAGAUGCAGGCAGCUCGGGCUCCAAGACGGAAAACAGUGCAAGUUCCACAGCUGCAAAAGUGGAGCAGAAGAAAGAAGUUUGUACAAUAAACAAGGCCACUUCACUGAAUAUUAUUACAGAUGCCACACUGAACAAAAAGCAUAACACUGUGUCUGCUGCUGCAGUACAGGACAGUGGCAUAUCGCUGCAGAAGAAAGACGUUAACAUAUCACCAAAGACGAAGAAUACAGCGGCUGUGAAAGAUUCAGAGCAGCCAUCACAGAUGUGUCCGACUGAAAAAGCACAACACAGAUCGUCCGAUGCACAACUUUGCACGUCUGUUGUCAGUGUUAAAGAAAACACUGUGGUCCCUUCAGCAAAGCUCAAAAGUUCAGGUUCGACAGCUACAAGUCAAACUGUUUCGAGUCCCAAAAGCAAGUCGAGGCUUGACCCACAGCCCACGCUGCCCACGUCUGUGAAGAGAGAGAAGGAAGCAAAAACACAAGAGAGCACAGCUCCUCCCAUCCCAGCUGUCAAAGGAAGUCCAAGUUCAAAAGAGAAGAAUUUGUCUAAGGAGUCUGCCCCCUCGACUUCACACGUUCAAACAACCCACGACGCUAAACGGAAAGAAGCCUCGUCGGUAUCCGCCGCUGAUGGCGCAAAGAGUGAAGACUCUGUGCAAGCAAAGCCCUUGCCCACUCAUGCUGACACGAGGCAACGAGAAAUACAGCCCAAAUGUUCUGCUGCUGUCAAAGACGUCCCAAACUCGAAGCUGAAAUCUCUCCCUCCUAAAACAUCAUCAGCUCUGAAGCCUGCUGCAGCUCCAGCAAUUAAACAAACUCUUGAUUCCAAACCUAAAGACACUUCACCUAAAAACCACCCCACAGUUAUUAAAGACCCCCGUGACCCCAAAACAAAAGAAUGCGCCCUGCCUCUCACUACAUCUCAGCAGCUGAGGAAGGAGCCUCUGCCGCCAUCAGACGUGUCCUCUCAGCCCGACCCACCAGCUGUGCUGCCUAAACUUCCAGCGAAAACAGAACCACCGAGCAGCGCAGACACCUCAGGCAAAGGCUUCAGUUGUGAGCCUGCAGUCAAGAUAUCCAAGGAUGCUCCAAAGUCUGAAGUGGUCAAACCGGACAGUCACAAGCCCCCGGACACCAGAACCACCACCCCAGACAAACCGGCGUCAUCUCUCCGGAAGGAGCAGGGUGAAAGAAAGAAAAAGGAAACCGCUCAAGAAGUCACGCCUGCACAGAAAAACACUAAGAGAGACACUUCCAGGGCUUCUCCAUCUGCAGCUAAAGACAGUUUAGACAGAGACACGAGCAGGUGCAAGCAGCUGAAGGAGUCACCGCGUAGCUCCAGUAACAAAAAGUAAAGAGGAAAGUGAUGAUUUCAAAAAUCAAAAGAAAAACGUGACUGCUUCAAAGAAUCCAGAUAAAGUAAAAAGUUGGGAUUGAUUUGUGCAAUCAUCAUCAUGCCUUCUUUUUUUGUUUAUUUGAGGACCAGGCAAGCUGUUACAAGCUGAUAGAGAGGGAAAGUCUGUGUGUGUGCGUAUGUGUGUGUGUGUUCAAUAAGAUUAUUCAUAACAACAUGUUGAUGUUUCUAGGUUUGAAUGUAGGCGAUCAUUUGCCGAUCCUUUCUGAAGUUUUACGUUCAUGUCAAUCGAAUGUUUGGAGGAUUUCUUUCUGUUCGUUGCAGAACACUUCGUGCAAUCAGUGGGUUUAAGGGGCAACGGGGAGGACACCUGUAAAGGCCGUGAUGUACUAGAGAGUCUGUGCCAUAAGCAGUUUUGAAUUGCACUCUUACUUCUAGACUCGGAGGAUCUGAAGUCUUUUAAUGCAGUAGACCACACAAUGUUGUCGAGCAGCUGUGUUGUUAACGUUCAGUAUGAUCAGAUUGUUUUAAUGUUGGGUUUCGUGCAGUGGUACACAAAAGAAACGCACUAUAUCUCGUGCUUUUCACCUAAAACCUGAAACAAAGUAACUAUAGGAUCACGAUAGGAUUCUAAAAAUCAUAAAUUAGUGAAGGGGCCUUAGAUAUAUGGGAAAUCAGACUUGCUUUUUUUUUUUUUUUUUUUUAAGCAAGAUGUGGUGUUUAUUCACAUUCCUCUGGCAUCUUGUACAUAUAUUUUUGAUUUUUAUGCAAUAUAGUGUAAAUAAGAUACCAUUGUAAAACAGGGAUACAUGGGCUUACAUGAUUGUCGUUUGUAUUAUAUGUAUAGAUUUUGCAGUGUCAUGUUUGUAUGCUAAGUAUUAAGAGUAUCAUGUUCUGCUUGUGUGGUCUAAAGUAAGCUACAGCAGUGUGUCUCAUCAAACGUUUCCUCUUCUGUGUGACUUUCAACAUGUUUUCACAUGUUCCAAAAUGAACUUGAAGAGAGGAGAGGGCAUGAGGGGCUAUUUCUAAAAACAGAAAAAAGAAAUGUAGCAUUAUAUAACAAAACUGUGAGGGCUGUCAGCGUUUCUCCAAGAAUGUCUUUGUUGAUGAUGUGUUCACUGGCUGAUUAAGCUCUGAAGAUUGUAAAAUACGGGACAUUGUGUUUGAGGAAGAUGAACCAGCAGUUCUGCAUAGUAAUCACAGCAGUAGAUUUCUAGAAGCCGUGGGCCUCAUCUCUGGGUUACGUCCACGCUAUCGUUAAGGUCACUUGUGCGAGUAAAACGUGAUCUGAAGCGGUUCAUGUUAAAGUGCUUCACUGUCAGGGUUUUGGUGUUUUGGAUGCUUCAUAAAGAAGCUCCACCCGGGCGAAGAUUUUAUGAUGGCUUUGCAUAACAUAGUUCAUGUCUGCUUGAAAGUUUGAGGUCACUUUGAGGUGGAUUUUUUUCUUUUCUGUUUUUAAACAAACGUUGAUGGCAUAUCUGAUCGUUACUGUCUGACCUUGUAUAAUUUUGUCUUGUUCAAACACUACCUGAUCGUGUUGGCAAACCUGAAAAAUUGUUUCACCAAUCUAAGAAGCAAUACUUGAGAAUGAUGUUUGGAGUAUAAAUGCUGUGGGUUUGAUUUGAGUCUAAAGAUUAAAAGAACUUUCCUGCGAAACAUGUCACAUUACUGUCGUUCUAAGAAAGUGCUGCACAGUUUGCUGUUACAGGUAUCAUUUAAUGAAGCUGUCAUCUGUUUCUCAAGUCCUUUCAUUCAGCUGUAAACACACUUCUUCUUUUUCGAUUGCCAUUAGAGCCACUUUGCGCUGUUCUGUGAUGAGUCGUACACACAGUUAGCAUGAAAUCUUGUGUUGCCUCAUAAAAUGGAUCAACAUCGAUUUCAGAGGAAAAUUUGUUAAUCAAACCUCCCCAUGCCGACGCUCCAGACAAUCAGCUCGCUGAAAGUAUUGCUCCUUUAACCAGCUGUUUAAAUUCGGUCGCUCUUUCAAAGUGAUAGUGAUCUGCUCUAAUUACGCAAUGUGCCAUAGCUUCCUAAAAUGUGUUUCUGUAUGCAUAUGCAAAUAUUCCCUUAGAUGAUUCAGUUGAUCACAAUGUCAUGUUUAACUGCUCCCAUCAACUCUAAGUGACCACAAACUUUUCAGCUAUGAAUGUGAAUUUCAUGUUAGCGUGCUAAUACCGUGGUACUACACAUAUAGGCUGUUGUAUAUCCGCAUACACUUGCUACCAUUUACACACUUUUCUAUAUGGUAGACGCCUUUAAAUUGCAAACCCUAAAUGAAAACCACAAAGUAGCCUAGGACACUAGUAUUAGCAUCAUUAGCUCUGUUGUGCAGGCUGUGUAAAACGAGAUCCACCGUGUUGACCGGAGGUCACGGUAUAAAUCUAAAUGUUCCACACAGUAUGUGUCUAAGAGUGAAAGUGAAAACCAAGAUUGACAGCAGAGAUUUUAAUGUUAAAAGAAUCUAAUGUUCAGCUGCAUUGGAUAUUGUAAAAGUAUUGCUAAUGUAUCGUGAGAUAGUAAUAAAUGCACCUUAAUCUUUACCAAUGUUAAGUUCAAAGGGUGAGUACAGCAGAGCGGUUUAUGAAUCCCUCACUUUAGUUUUUUUUUUUUUCUUUCAUUCCCCCAACACUCACGUUUUCCUUUCCUGUGACGACACACGUUUAAAUCUUUAAAGCACAUUCAGUGUUUGUUUACAAAGCGUCAUGGAUGUAUAUUUUGUAUAUUGUUGAUUUGCCAAAUCUGCGUCCUGUGUUACAGAUAAUGUUUCUAGUCGUGCGAGGUUUGCCUCCUUGCCACCAUGAUUUGUUUGUGCAGUAAUCGAUGUCUCUUCACGUCACGUUCUACUCUGUCUGCUCGUCUUUUCAGAUUUCCUUUUUUUUUCUCCUCUGUGCAAAACUAGUAUUAGAUGAACUUGCUUAUGUUGGUUUGUCUUUUAGAAUAUGUGCAAUAAAAGUGUUUUGAGUUUUGUAUUUUGCCCAAGGAAAGCUCUAUGGAUGUCAUACAUGUUGUAUAUUAAAACAGAUAUUUAUACUUCUAAUGUUGCGUAAUACUGAAAAUAAAAUGGAAUUAUGAGUUA